GGACCCGCCCAGUUCCGGCCUGCUGAUUCCAGGCGCCCAGUGACAGGAGGACCGAGGCCUGCUGCUGCUUACAACUGCUGGGGCCUUUUCAUUGUAAACGAUCGCGCUCCCCCUUCGCCCGUUUCUCCCGCUCUCGGCGGUGGCGGUGGUUCGUGUCAAGGCGUGAAGAUGCCGGCGGUGUCCAAAGGCGAUGGGAUGAGGGGGUUGGCGGUGUUUAUCUCGGACAUUAGGAACUGUAAAAGCAAAGAAGCAGAAAUUAAACGAAUAAAUAAGGAGCUGGCAAACAUCCGAUCAAAGUUCAAAGGUGACAAGGCACUGGAUGGUUACAGUAAGAAGAAGUAUGUUUGCAAACUACUCUUCAUCUUCCUGCUUGGUCAUGACAUUGACUUUGGCCAUAUGGAGGCCGUGAACCUGCUUAGUUCCAAUAAAUAUACAGAGAAGCAGAUUGGUUACCUUUUCAUCUCUGUGCUGGUGAACUCCAACAGUGAGCUUAUUCGUCUGAUUAACAAUGCCAUUAAGAAUGACUUGGCCAGUCGCAAUCCCAUCUUCAUGUGUCUCGCUCUGCACUGCAUUGCAAAUGUUGGCAGUAGGGAAAUGGCAGAGGCAUUUGCUUCAGAGAUUCCCAAAAUCCUGGUAGCUGGUGAUACUAUGGACAGUGUGAAACAGAGUGCUGCCUUAUGUCUGCUGCGUCUGUACAAGACUUCUCCAGACCUGGUGCCCAUGGGCGAGUGGACAUCCCGAGUGGUUCAUCUGCUAAACGACCAGCAUCUGGGGGUUGUGACUGCAGCUACCAGUCUCAUCACUUGCCUGAGCAAGAAGAACCCUGAUGAAUUCAAGACUUGUGUUUCAUUGGCUGUUUCCAGACUUAGUCGGAUUGUGUCAUCUGCCUCCACUGACCUUCAGGAUUACACGUAUUACUUUGUUCCAGCACCCUGGCUCUCUGUCAAGCUGCUACGACUCCUGCAGUGCUAUCCUCCACCAGAGGACACUGCUGUUAAGGGUCGCCUGAUUGAAUGUAUGGAGACUAUCCUCAAUAAAGCACAGGAACCACCCAAAUCCAAGAAGGUACAACACUCCAAUGCUAAGAACGCAAUUCUUUUUGAAGCAAUCAGCCUUAUUAUACAUUACGACAGCGAGCCAAACCUGUUGGUGCGGGCAUGUAACCAGCUAGGUCAGUUCCUGCAACACCGUGAGACUAACUUGCGAUACCUAGCUCUGGAAAGCAUGUGUCUGCUGGCGGGCUCUGAAUUCUCACACGAAGCUGUCAAGACCCACAUCGAAACAGUCAUCAAUGCACUGAAGACGGAGAGGGAUGUGAGUGUUCGCCAACGAGCUGCAGACCUCCUAUAUGCCAUGUGUGACCGAACUAAUGCCCCACAAAUAGUGGCGGAAAUGUUGAGCUAUUUGGAAACGGCUGAUUAUUCCAUUCGUGAAGAGAUUGUCUUGAAGGUGGCCAUUCUAGCAGAGAAGUAUGCAGUGGAUUACACGUGGUAUGUGGAUACGAUUCUGAACCUCAUCCGCAUUGCAGGGGACUAUGUCAGCGAGGAAGUAUGGUACCGAGUCAUUCAGAUCGUUAUUAACCGUGAUGAUGUCCAAGGUUAUGCAGCAAAGACUGUGUUCGAGGCACUCCAGGCCCCAGCCUGUCAUGAGAACAUGGUGAAAGUGGGUGGAUACAUCUUGGGAGAAUUUGGGAAUCUCAUUGCAGGUGAUCCACGAUCCAGUCCCUUGGUUCAGUUCAACUUGCUGCAUUCCAAGUUCCACUUGUGCAGCGUUCCGACCCGUGCUCUGCUGCUCUCCUCUUACAUCAAGUUUGUCAACCUGUUCCCUGAGACCAAGACUACCAUCCAGGAUGUGCUGCGCAGCGACAGCCAACUCCGAAACUCUGAUGUGGAACUCCAGCAGAGGGCUGUGGAGUACCUCAAGCUCAGCUCAAUUGCCAGCACUGAUGUUCUGGCCACUGUCUUGGAAGAGAUGCCCCCAUUCCCUGAAAGGGAGUCCUCCAUCCUCGCAAAGCUGAAGAAAAAGAAGGGACCAGGCACCGUGACGGACAUGGAGGAAGGGAAGAAGGAACAAACUGAGGUCAAUGGUGGUGUUGAGCCUGCCGUCAAUGCCAGUACUGUGUCCACGCCCUCCCCUUCUGCUGACCUCCUGGGUCUGAAGAGUGCUCCUGCCGGUGGAGGCAGCCUGUUGGUAGAUGUGUUUUCUGAUGCAGUGCCCGCAACGGGUGCCUUAGCGCCUGGAUCUGAAGACAACUUCUCCCGAAGCUUGGAUCUGCCGGGUGAGAGCCCUGCAUCGUUGCUGGUGGACGCAACCCUGGGUGCAGACACUGUCACGACUGUGCCUGCUGCUGGCUCUGAGGACCCUGCUUUGCCUGUACCUGAUGCUGAUGAUCUCCUCAACAAGUUUGUCUGCAAAAAUAACGGAGUCCUGUUUGAAAACCAGCUUUUACAGAUUGGAAUAAAGUCAGAAUACAGACAGAAUCUGGGUCGAAUGUACCUGUUCUUUGGAAACAAGACUUCUGUCCAAUUCCUGAACUUCACACUGAAUGUUAGCUGCCCUGGAGAGCUGCAAAAUGAGCUGAAUAUUCAGGCCAAGCCAGUGGAGCCGAUUGUAGAAGGUGGAGCACAGGUUCAGCAAGUGAUUAACAUCGAAUGUUUGUCAGAUUUCACUGAGGCCCCCCUGCUGAACAUUCAGUUCAGAUAUGGUGGAACCGUGCAAAAUAUCACCCUAAAGCUGCCCAUAACCGUCAACAAGUUUUUCCAACCAACGGAGAUGGCAUCUGAAGACUUCUUCCAGCGUUGGAAACAGCUCAGCAGUCCCCAGCAGGAAGCACAGAAGAUCUUUAAAGCUAAUCACCCUAUGGACACUGAGGUCACCAAGGCUAAGUUAAUAGGAUUUGGCUCCGCUCUGCUCCAGGAUGUCGACCCCAAUCGUGACAACUUUGUUGGCGCAGGAGUCAUUCACACAAAAUCCAUCCAGGUUGGCUGUUUGUUGAGGCUGGAACCCAACAGUCAGGCACAGAUGUAUCGCCUCACACUACGCACAAGCAAGGAGGCUGUGUCGAAGCGACUAUGUGCAUUACUGUCUCAACAGUUCUGAAGCCUCAACAUCACUACUUUCUUUGGUUCCGAGUCUGGGAAGUCUGUGUCCAUGAGCCAGCUCCUCAGCGUCUACACUUCUCAAGCCAGCUUCCCCAUCUUGUGCAGACCCAGCUCUUCAUGGAUUUUACAAGGAACCGGAUUUGGCAUCAUAAAUCGAGAGGAAAAGCAGCCUAAACUGCUUCUGUCUCCUGCAUUCAAAAGUUCAAAAUUUCUCUUUUUGUUUCCCCCCCCCCCCUCCUCCCCCAACCCCCUGCCCUCUCCAGCACUCUGCUUCACUCAAAACGUCCUUCAAUUUUGAAUGUGUCAUCUGUCUAUUUGGGAUCAGCUUGCUUGUUAAUCCCCACCUGUUUCUUUUACCCACUACCCCUAUAACUACUGCUCUGGGAGUUGUCUUAUAAAUGGUGUGCUUACCCCAGGUUUAGUGUAACCCUUCCUCGUUUUUGUUCAGGAGAAUCCCAUCUGCCUAACGCCUGUAUAUAGAACUAACCCAAGUGACUGGAUAACAGGGCAGUGGGGCUUCUUUGCUGAGCUCUAUAAAAUAGAGAGAGCCUAACCAGUUUCAAAGGCUGAUUUUUAACAAGAGCAAAACCGCUGGUAAAUUGAGGGGGGAGAGGGCAGCCAAAUUGAAUUUUCAGUGGCAGCAAUGAGUCGGACCAUUUUAACAAAUGGAGUUGCUGUAGCCUCAAUGAAAUGCGCGAGUCAAAAUGUAACCUUGGAAAAGGAAACAAAAAUACAAGAGAACAAAAGAAUGUGAA
Molecule: messenger RNA, 3856 nt
Organism: Chiloscyllium plagiosum (whitespotted bambooshark)
Lineage: Eukaryota; Metazoa; Chordata; Chondrichthyes; Orectolobiformes; Hemiscylliidae
Gene: ap2a1
Product: adaptor related protein complex 2 subunit alpha 1
Biological process (GO): intracellular protein transport; clathrin-dependent endocytosis
Cellular component (GO): membrane coat; AP-2 adaptor complex
Molecular function (GO): clathrin-cargo adaptor activity
Source: RefSeq, a predicted model, not a curated record